CCACUAAACUGUUUUGGAAGCUGGGAUCAUUUUCGAGGAAACUUUUCGGUUCGGGAAGAUGGACCCCUUGGGCUGGUGCUUCCUCUACGGUCUCUUGGCUUGGUCGAUGGGCAUCAGCCACACCCAAGAAGCUGCAUACUUCCAAGAAAGUCCUUCAAAUUUGACCUCGUCUUUGGGGAAGGACGUGAAACUCACCUGCUCGGUCCUGGCCCUGGGUGAGGCACCGGAGAUAAGCUGGCUGCGAGAUGGCGAGGCCUUCGAAUUUGCCGAUAGUAACCAGUUCCAGAUGCCUUUGGAAGAAGGAGAAUGGCUGACCACCAGCGAACUGAGCAUCUCUUCCCUCCAGCUCUCGGACAUGGGAAAUUACCAAUGUGUGGCCUCAGUCAACGGAUCUGAAGUUUUCUCUGAAGAGGCUUAUCUGCAGUUAGAAGGCCUCCCCUUUUUCUCCGAGGAACCCCAAGACCUGGAGGUCACGGCCGGUACCCUGUUCAACCUCAGCUGUGGAGCCCAGGGACCCCCCGAACCGGUCUUGGUGAUUUGGCUGCAGGACAGCGUACCCCUCAACUCCUUGGCGGACCGCCUGGCAGAGACCCCCUCCGUGCUGGGGGUGAGAGGGCUGAAUCACAGCGCCUCCUUCUCGUGCGAAGCCCACAACGCCAAGGGAGUCAGCACAUCGCGAACUGCGGUGGUGAAAGUGUUACCUGGGCAGCCACAUGACUUAUCCGUUGCCCAUCGCAGUGGCCACAGCCUGGAUGUGACGUGGGAGCCUGGUUUUGGUGGCGCCUAUGCACAGGAGUUCUGCACCAUCCAGGCUAUGCGCUCCGAUGAUGACCUGAGCACCGUUUCCGAGGAGCUGUACAACCGCAAGAUCCGCGUCCCGCCUUUCAGCCACACGCUGGACGGCCUGGAAGCCUUCACCACCUACCACGUGCGCGUGGCCUGCCAUUCCACCGAGGGCCACUCGCCCUGGACCCACUGGGUGGCUAUGGACACCUUGGAAGGAGUGCCUGCAACCGCGCCGGAGAACAUCGAGGCUAAACAGAACGGCAGCUGUUGCACCAUCCUCCGGUGGAGACAGCCGCGGGGCAGCAUGAACGGGAUUCUUCAGGGGUACAAGCUGGUGUGUCAAAGUGGGGAUUCACCCGAGGUGAUUGUGGAUGUGGGACUGACCAACGAAACAGUGUUGUCUCUGAACUCAAGUGUACAGAACUUGACCGUACGGAUUGCAGCCUACACCAGUGCUGGAGACGGACCCUGGAGCGAAGCCAUCACGAUCCUCUCCUCGGAACCAGGUGAAUUACUACCAGCUCCUCAGUCAGUAGGACUCUCCGUUCCCGCCUUCUCCUGGAACUGGUGGUACGUGGUGAUCGCCGUGGCCACUGCCGUGGCCGCCACCAUCUUCAUCAUCAUCUUCUUGGCACGUAUGAGGAAAAAGGAAACACGCUAUGGGGAAGCCUUUGAGCCCAACAUGGAGCAGGGAGAGCUGGUGGUUCACUAUCGCGCCCGCAAAUCGUACAGCCGCCGGACUACGGAAACUACUUUGAACAGCCUGGGCAUCAGUGAAGAACUGAAGGAAAAGCUUCAAGAUGUAAUGAUUGACCGCCAUAGAGUAGCCCUGGGAAAGACGCUUGGCGAAGGAGAAUUUGGCUCGGUUAUGGAGGGUCAACUCAGCCAAGACGGUGCUGUCUUUAAAGUUGCGGUCAAGACUAUGAAGAUUGCCAUAUGCACCCGCAGUGAGAUGGAGGACUUCCUCAGUGAGGCCGUUUGCAUGAAGGACUUUGACCAUCCCAACGUCAUGAAACUGAUCGGCGUCUGCCUGCAGAACACAGAAAGCGAAGGCUAUCCGUCCCCUGUGGUAAUCCUGCCAUUUAUGAAACAUGGAGAUCUACACAGCUUCCUGCUGUACUCCCGGCUUGGGGAGAGCCCUGUGCACCUGCCCAUGCAGAUGUUGGUCAAAUUCAUGGUGGACAUUGCAAGUGGCAUGGAGUACCUCAGCAGCAAGAACUUCAUUCAUCGGGACCUCGCUGCCCGCAACUGCAUGCUGAACGAAAGCAUGACGGCCUGUGUGGCCGAUUUUGGCCUCUCCAAGAAGAUCUACAACGGUGACUAUUACCGCCAAGGUCGUAUCUCCAAGAUGCCGGUGAAGUGGAUUGCCAUCGAGAGCCUGGCCGAUCGCGUUUACACCACCAAGAGCGACGUGUGGUCCUUUGGAGUCACCAUGUGGGAAAUUGCCACUCGAGGCCAGACGCCUUAUCCCGGGGUGGAAAACAGUGAAAUUUACGACUACCUACAUCAAGGCAACCGCCUCAAGCAGCCGAUUGACUGCCUGGAUAGCCUGUAUGAGCUGAUGACGAGCUGCUGGGCGCUGAACCCCCGCGACCGCCCCACUUUCGAAAUCCUAUCCCAGGAGCUGGAGAAGACCCUCAAGUCACUCCCACCUCCCAAAGACCCCGAAGAGAUCCUCUAUGUCAACAUGGACGAUGGCGUGGCCCCCGCCGAGGUGGAGCUGGGCGCCGUGGGAGGCCUGGGGCCCGAGGAAGCCCUAGCCAAGGAGAGCCAGCUGCUGAAGGCCAUGGUGACGUCCGCCGAGGUGCACCCGCCACAGGCCAUGGGCCGCUACGUGAUGUGCCCCACUCCCCUCGAGAACAGCCGGCUCUUGACCGAAGCCCUCGGCUGCGCCGCCACUGAGGAAGGGGCCUAAAAAGGGAAGAUCUGCAGACCUAUCCAUUGGGUGUUUAUGUACCCAAUUGGAAGGCACCCUGUUUGGUGACCCCCACCCACCUCUCUGCCCCCAAGAGGGGGCUUCCAAAGACAAACCUUUGAGGCCCAUGGACAUCCUUCACCCGACGGAUCUCUCUCCCACCUGACUCCGCUGACCUGCGCCCACAAAUCGAGGACCUCCUUACCUGUUCCAGUUCACCUGGGCCAGAGUGGGUUUCCAGCAGGCCACCCCUUGCGUGGGUCUCCUCGUCGCCCCCUCCUCUUCUUUCUCUCCCCUCUAGGCCCGGCAUUCCUUCUUGCCCCCCUCAAGGCAAACCCACGGACUCGGAGCGGAUGCAAAGA
Pseudonaja textilis is the source of this 3063-nucleotide messenger RNA. It is a transcript of the gene AXL, whose product is annotated as AXL receptor tyrosine kinase. Gene Ontology annotation, cellular component: plasma membrane; signaling receptor complex. The record is from RefSeq and is a predicted model, not a curated record. Gene Ontology annotation, molecular function: ATP binding; protein binding; transmembrane receptor protein tyrosine kinase activity. Gene Ontology annotation, biological process: cell migration; natural killer cell differentiation; phagocytosis. NCBI's taxonomy places the organism in Eukaryota, Metazoa, Chordata, Lepidosauria, Squamata, Elapidae.